Molecule: messenger RNA, 418 nt
Organism: Notothenia coriiceps (black rockcod)
Lineage: Eukaryota; Metazoa; Chordata; Actinopteri; Perciformes; Nototheniidae
Gene: atp5mf
Product: ATP synthase membrane subunit f
Exons: 4
Coding region: 56-325 (89 amino acids)
Biological process (GO): proton motive force-driven mitochondrial ATP synthesis
Cellular component (GO): proton-transporting ATP synthase complex
Molecular function (GO): proton-transporting ATP synthase activity, rotational mechanism
Source: RefSeq, a predicted model, not a curated record
UCACUUUUUUUACCCACAAUCCCCCGCUGCCUGCAAACCCUUCGCACCAGUGAAGAUGGCGGAUAGAGCAGUUCCCGUUGUUGAGAAGCGUCUGAUGGAGGUGAAGCUGGGAGAGAUUGGGACGUGGGUCGGAGGUCGCGACUUCACCCCCAACGGGAUGAUCUCUUCCGUCCGCAAGGGCUAUGAAAGAUACCUCAACAAGUACAUCCACGUGAAGAAGGGAGGCAUCGGUGGUCUUUCCAUGGUGCUGGCUGGCUACGUGGUGCUCAGCUACGUGUGGAGUUUCGAUCACAUCAAACAUGACCGCAUGAGAAAGUACCAUUAAGCUCCUCCCAUCAGACCUCCAGGAGCUUCUGUUCCCCGGCUCUCCAUGUUGAAUAUGUGACUGUUGUGACCAAUAAAUCUAUACUAAAAUGUA